Molecule: messenger RNA, 1524 nt
Organism: Fraxinus pennsylvanica
Lineage: Eukaryota; Viridiplantae; Streptophyta; Magnoliopsida; Lamiales; Oleaceae
Source: the annotation of a GenBank genome assembly
AUGGCACCAGAAAACAACUGGCUUUCAUUUUCUCUAUCUUCAAUGGAAAUGCUUAACUCUUCCUCGCAGGCUCCCCUUCAGUCCACUAUGGAACUUGCACCGUUUGAAGCCUCGUCUGCUUCUGGUUCUCACCACCCCUACUCCUUCGCCGAUAACUUCUAUUCCAACGAGUGGUAUAACCAGAAAUCUCAAGCCAUGUACUCAGAAGCUGAAAACCAACAGGUCAAGGAAGACAACUCCUUCAAUUUCACCAGCUACAUGAACCCAUAUAUGCACCAAAGCAUGCAGCCACCGCCUAAACUUGAGGAUUUUUUGGGUGGCGACUCGACGGAGAUUCAAGAUUCGUCCCUGACUCACAUCUACGACCACCACCAGACAGGUGGCGGCGACCCCUACUUCAGUAACAAUGAGCAGCAAGAUCUCAAGACUCUUACUGGUUUUCAGUCCUUUCCUGCGAACUCGGGAUCGGAGGUUGAUGAUUCGGCGUUAGCGGGUCAUACUCAGUCCCCGGUUGAGGCAGGGAGCGAGUUGGUGACUUACUCACAGUGCCCCAUUACUGCUGCUGCUGCAAAUACUACUAAUGCUUUAUCGUCGGGUGUUUAUAACAAUGCACAAUGCUCUGAGAAUAAUAACAAAGCCAUUGUUUGUGUUGACUCGGAGAGUUGCAAGAGAGUUACUGAUACUUUUGGUCAGAGAACUUCCAUUUACAGAGGCGUCACGAGACACAGGUGGACAGGAAGAUAUGAAGCACAUCUAUGGGAUAACAGCUGUAGAAGAGAGGGCCAAGCAAGAAAAGGGCGUCAAGUGUACUUGGGUGGGUAUGACAAUGAAGACAAGGCAGCAAGAGCUUAUGAUUUAGCAGCUCUGAAAUAUUGGGGUGACACUGCUACCACCAACUUCCCGAUCGCCAAUUACACCAAAGAGUUGGAGGAGAUGAAGCACGUAACUAAACAAGAGUUCAUUGCCUCACUAAGAAGGAAAAGUAGCGGUUUCUCAAGGGGAGCAUCAAUUUACAGGGGUGUUACGAGGCAUCAUCAGCAAGGUCGAUGGCAAGCAAGAAUUGGUCGUGUUGCUGGGAAUAAAGAUCUCUACCUUGGAACAUUUGCUACUGAGGAGGAAGCAGCAGAGGCAUAUGAUAUAGCUGCAAUAAAGUUUAGGGGAGCGAAUGCAGUGACCAAUUUCGAGAUGAGUCGUUAUGAUGUCGAAGCCAUCGCCAAAAGUCCCCUUCCUGUUGGCGGGGCAGCCAAGCGCUUGAAACUCUCACUCGAAGCCAAAGAGAAACCUCUUACUAACGCCAACUUGCAAAUACAGUCGAGCAGCAACAGCAUCGACUUUGCGUCCCUUCAGCAGCCAGUGUCCACCAUUCCAUGUGGAAUACCAUUUGAUGUCAACUUCUUCCACUACCUCCAUCCCACCAAUGCAGCUGCCUCCGCUGUUUCUGGUGCAGCCCCAACCAUGGUAACUCCAAUGCCAUUGAUGCCGUCACCAGCCGAUUGUUUCAUUUGGCCCCACCAAUCCUAUUAA